AUGGCUACCGCACUAAGCCAAAGCCUGGCCGUACACGCACUUAAAAUAGUCCCGAGUCGACGUUUUUCCACCUCGGCGCCCAGAUUUGAAAGACCUGCUGGCCGCUUCCAACGCCGCCUUCGUCGCUCGCCCAUCCUCCGCGCGUCGAACGAAGCCAGCACCAGCGCGCCGAGCGGCGGCGAAGGCGGCGCGACAUCCGUGGAGCUGCUGGAGCCCGAGCACGAGGAGCAGCUUGCUGAGGUGGCGCGUCUACUCUCCGUUGCCACGUCACCCUCGGGGAUCGGCGGCUCCGGAGGCAGCGGCUCGGGCCUGCGGCUCGGAGAGGCCGCGGCGGGGGAGCUCGUCCGCCAGCUCGAUCACGCUGGACGCGCGGCGCUUCUCACGGCGCUAUUUCCGGGAUCGACGGAGAAGCACGACGCGGCGCAGGAGUUUCAGGAUGCGGACGUGAACCACGACGGCGUGUUGGACGCGCGCGAGUUCGCGACGUACGUCGAGGCGCAGCACGCCAAGAUGGCGGCGGCCGACCGCCCGCUCAACCUGCACCAGCUCGGCCUGCUCGCCACGCGCUCCGCUAUAGGCAACAUCGGGUUCGGCGUGACAGACAAUACCAUCAUGCUCAUCGCUGGUGACAUCAUCGAGGGCACUCUGGGCGCAGCCUUUGGCAUCUCCACUCUCAUGGCGGCGGGGCUGGGCAAUGCAGUGUCGGACAUAGUGGGGACAAUCUUCCGCGAGUACAUCGAGGGCGCUACAGGCCGAUUCCUGCCGGACGUCAACUUCUCCUCCAAGCAGCUCGCGGAUUCCCGCGCGCGGUGGGCGGAAACAGGCGGCGCAACUGUGGGGGUGACCAUAGGGUGCCUGAUGGGGCUGGCGCCCCUGCUGGUGCUGCCUCAGAGAAAGUGCCAUUCAGGGGGCGAGGGAGGGGACGCCGCUUCUGCUGCUGGUGCUGCUGGGGUGCCUGUGCCAGUGGCUACAGUGGCGCAGGUGGCAUGUGACGAAGGGUUUAUUGGUUCAGCCGCUGCUGCUGGUGCUGCGGAUAAGGCUGCUGAAGAGAAAAUUGAAGUAGGCCAAACAGUUAGUGCUACAGCUGGUGCAACAGGUGGUGGGAUGCGGGGUGCAUUCACCCAAGGCGCUACAGCCCAUGCGUCCAUCAGCGCAGCGCAUUGGAUGGGGCCAUCCCCCUCGUUCCGCCCACCCCUGGCCAGCGCCGUGGAGGAGCGCGGUGGGCUGGGAGUGGCGCUGCUGCUGGCACUGGCGGCACUCAAUGUGGCGCGGCGAGUGAGGGGGGUGUUCAUAAGGAGGGAGGGGGAGAGACGGGAUGGGGAGAGAGUAGGUAAGGAAGAUCAUCAAUCUUAG
Messenger RNA from Closterium sp. Yama58-4, 1353 nucleotides. The record is from the annotation of a GenBank genome assembly. NCBI's taxonomy places the organism in Eukaryota, Viridiplantae, Streptophyta, Zygnematophyceae, Desmidiales, Closteriaceae.